GGUUGUCAGCCGGUUAUCAUAUUUUUUUUGUACGCCCCUCGGCUUCUCUACGUCGCCUACAUGCUUCAGAAACAACAAACGUAGCGUACAGGGCGAUUUGUCUCUGCAGCAGUGGCCGUCAAGUGUGAGGUCAAAGGUCAACCUCAUGUGCUGUACAUGGAUGUGUUUGUCAGAUAGAGGAGGGCGACAUGACUCUGACCAGAGGCUCCUUCACCUACGCUACUGGAGAGGAGUACCAUGGCGAGUGGAAAGAAGGUCGGAGGCAUGGUGUCGGCCAGCUCAAGUUCCAGGAUGGAACCUGUUUCUCAGGGCAGUUUGAAGACGGACUCUUCCAUGGCGCCGGAGUGUUGCUUUUUACGGAUGGGUCCAGGUACGAGGGGGAGUUCGCACAUGGAAAGUUUCAGGGUCUGGGAAUCUUCAGUCGUUUUGACGGCAUGAAGUUUGAGGGAGAAUUUAAAGACGGACGCGUGGAGGGAUACGGACUGUUGACAUUCCCGCAUGGAACACACGGCAUUCCACGGAACGAGGGCUUGUUCCAAAACCAUAAACUCCAAAGGCGAGAGAAAUGUCCCGGCGUGGUGCAGAGGGCACAGGCGUCGGCCACCAAUGCUCGCAGUGUUGCUCUUUGACUCUCACUAACCUCGACAUCCAUGUGAUGGUUUUUGCUUGUUCUAGGAGUGCCUCAGGGAGGUGUACUCAAACCCCCCACACCCCGCCCCGCCUUGCUCCUUCUCCUUCAUGUCACUUCUUUUCAGAAUCAGAAUCCUCUUUAUUUCCCAAGUAUGUCAAAAACAGGAAUUUGUCUCCAGUAGUUCGAGCCGUUCUAGUACGACAAUAGGCACUAUUUUUGAGACAUAAAAACAUAAAAACACAGUCUCACUUAGCCUCUAACAAUUUAAUGGCAAGAGGGAACAAGCUGUUGGAAUGUCUGCUGGUUUUAGUUUGCAUUGAUUUAUGGAUUUACGGACCACACAAAAUCACACUUUUACAUCAAGGUUUCUCUACUUAGGAGUCACACACUUAUUAACAGUGUCUAAUAGUUAGCUAGUCGAAACCAAAACAACAAGUGGAGUUUAUUUCAAACAUUAGCCUACGACUACUAGCCUACUGACUAUUAGGGCCACACUGAAAUGAACUACAAGGAUAAAGAGGUCGAAAUACAAGAAUAAAGUUAUAAUAUUACUACAAUAUCCCUGGCCCCGCCUGUGUGGAGUUUGCAUGUUCUCCCCGUGCCUGCGUGGGUUUUCUCCGGGCACUCCGGUUUCCUCCCACAUCCCAAAAACAUGCAUUAAUUGGAGACUCUGAAUUGCCCGUAGGUGUGAAUGUGAGUGCGAAUGGUUGUUUGUUUCUAUGUGCCCUGCAAUUGGCUGGCAACCAGUUCAGGGUGUAGCCCGCCUCCUGCCCGAUGACAGCUGGGAUAGGCUCCAGCACGCCCGCGACCCUCGUGAGGAGAAGCGGCCCAGAAAAUGGAUGGAUGGAUGGAUAUUACUACAAUAAAAGCUGAAAUUUUACAAGAAAAUGGCAGAAUUUUACAAGUAUAAAGUUAGAAUAGAGAGCGAAAGAUGGAGAGAGAAAAGCAUAACUUUAUGAGAAUAAAUGUACAUUUUUGACUAAAUUCGUUACACAAAAAAAAUUAAAAAAAAUUUUAGUAGUAUAUUUGUAAUAUUAGAAGAAUAAGGUCAUAAUACAACAAAAAAAGCUUUACUGUAUGAGAAUGAAGUAACUUCAUUCUGAUCAUGACAAAAAUUCUGAAUUUAUCAGAAAAAAAGAUCAAAUGUAAUUUUACCAGGGAAAAUUGCCAUUUCACAAGAAUAAAAAUCGUAUUACAAGAGAAUUUCAUUUUUAAAUUUUAAGGAGUUAUAAUCUUUUUAAUAUUUUUUUUAAAGAAUAAAUUAGAAAUUCAGAAAACUUGGAAUUUCAUGAGAAUAAAAUUCUGUGAUAACAAGAAAAACAUAUUACUUUAAAAUAAAAGUUGUAACUCGAUGAGGCGAGUCUUAAUUUCAUGAGAAAUUUCCUGUAAUUUUUCCUUGUAAUUUCUUUUCAGCAUGGCCCCUAAUACUCCUGCCUACUGCAGUAAAAGACAAUUUGCUUUUCUAAUUUUCACUUGCCUAUUUAUUAGUUCUACCUAACGUAAAAUGAUGUGCAAUAAUACAACAGCCCUGCAAUAAAGAUUUUUUCCUUUUUACCAUUACCAAGAAGGCGUUGUUGCACAUCAAGAGAAUGUAAUUCAGUGAAAGUUUUUUUUUUUUAAAUAUACAUACAGCAAAUAGAGGAAAUAAUACCCUAACCUUAUGAUCUCUAUGAUGGAAUGGGGUGUUGUUUUACAUUACCAAGCAAGCUGACAUAGAGUUAACUUAAAACAACUCUGCAGUGAUAUAUCUCCAUUUUGUCCAAGGAAUGCUUUUGCUUCUUUUCACUUUUGCCUUAAAGAUGUUUUUUUUUUUUGGGGCACAACAAGCUCAUGUUAUCAUCAACUCCUCCUCUGCAUCGUUGGCAUCAUCAGCGCGUGUGAGUGUGCGUGUCACACUAAUGGAUUUGUGGUGUGUAUUUGAAGGCCGCCUUCACUUUGACAGACACGUUGCUAAGAUGCGACUGCGGUGAGCCAAGCAGCACUCGCUCAACUCUCUGUGGAAAAGACUGCCGAGAGGAUUGCAUUGUACAUCGUUCACAAUAGACGCACUGCUUAUAAAGAUAUCUUCAAACUUGAUGUAAAAAAAAAAAAAGCCUUUAUUCCAGGACCUAAACUGAGGCAGCUAGUUUUUGUGUUUUCUGUGAGGUGCACAGUGAUUGUAUUGACUUGGACCUACUGUACUGUACUGUAUAUCAGAUGCAUUGAGAUGUAGUGCACACAGGCCACAUCACAACUAGUGUGUGAUGACAAAUGGGCCUUAAAAAGUGUUUGACAUGUUUUGUGGUUGCCUGCUUCCAACCUCCAACCAAAGAGACGAUCCAGUGAUACAAUAACAGUGAUACAUUAAGUGUGAAUCAUAUAAACACAGAAGUAAUAGUUUUUUUUUUUUGUAAUAGUCCAAACACACACACAAUAAGAAAUCAUUGCAGACACAAAUUACAUUAAAUUGAUUAGCUGUAUAUGUUCACAAAGUACUUCGCAUAUUACUGUUGUAUUAAUUACAGCAAUAAUUUAUGAGGGUAAAAAAAAAAAAAUUCUAUAUAAGCUCCUAUGUUAGUAGAAUUAGUGUGCCCGAGAGUCCAAUUGUAAAGAUUGGGUUGGAAAAAUGCCAAGUGGUGCAUGUUUCCAAAAGCACACCAGGAUCAUUUAAUAUUCCCCCUGCAUGUGCAAUUUGAGCUGUUUUUUAAAUUAUUUUAUUUCAUUACUUUUUUUUUAGUGUGUUACCAGCUACAACAACAAUAAGAAAAAGAAGCAUGUACGGUGCUUUAACAACGCAGUGCCUCACCAGACAUUCACCUGCCAGGCAAAUAUCAUUGCCAUGGUUACGGCUUUUUUUAAUUUUUUUUCCUUUAACAGUGACAACAUAACAUGUCUGAGAGAAAAGUGCUGUACAGGAAAAAGUAUGUGGCACAUAUGUGAUAAAGGGAUAUUCAGUAAAGUCUUGUAUUGAAAAGAAACGUGUGUGGUUUUGGCUACAUUAAGCUUUAGUCGGUUUUUGUUUGUAUUUUCUACAAAUUUAAUUAAAAAAGCAUUUAUAUAUACAGUAGUGGUGUAAAAAAAAAGUAUUUGCUCCCUUCUGAAAUUCUUAUUCUUUGCAUAGUUUACCCACCUAAAUGUUUAAGCUCAUCAGACAAAUGUAAAUAUCAGUCCAAGAUAACCCAAGUAAACAUAAAAUGCAGUUUUUAAAUGGUAUAUUUUAUUUAUUAGGGAAAAAUAACUACUCAAAGCCACCUGGCCCUGUGUGAAAAAGUAAUUGCCCCCUACACCUAAUAAAUCGUUGGGCCAUCCUCAGCAGCAAUAACUGAAAUCAAGCGUUUUAUAUAUAUAU
Phyllopteryx taeniolatus (common seadragon) is the source of this 3959-nucleotide messenger RNA. RefSeq names its product MORN repeat containing 4 (gene morn4). NCBI's taxonomy places the organism in Eukaryota, Metazoa, Chordata, Actinopteri, Syngnathiformes, Syngnathidae. The record is from RefSeq and is a predicted model, not a curated record. Bases 189 to 629 code for a protein of 146 amino acids. The transcript is spliced from 5 exons.